Messenger RNA from Pyrus x bretschneideri (Chinese white pear), 1371 nucleotides. RefSeq names its product probable aspartyl protease At4g16563. The record is from RefSeq and is a predicted model, not a curated record. Gene Ontology annotation, biological process: proteolysis. Gene Ontology annotation, molecular function: aspartic-type endopeptidase activity. The transcript has a single exon. The coding region runs from base 79 to 1371 and encodes 430 amino acids. Gene Ontology annotation, cellular component: extracellular region. Lineage: Eukaryota; Viridiplantae; Streptophyta; Magnoliopsida; Rosales; Rosaceae.
UCUACUUCCCUGGUGCUUGGACUAACACAUUCUCGGGUUUCCCUCCCAAGUCCGAAAGCAUCUUCUUACUCGAAAAAGAUGCCAUCACAAGUGUCAGACAUGAUCGAGCCACUGAGGGAAGUGAGAGAUGGGUAUCUGAUACCUCUUAGUUUAGGGACUCCCCCACAAGUCAUCGAAGUAUAUAUGGAUACUGGGAGUGACCUAACUUGGGUUCCUUGUGGCAAUCUUUCUUUUGUUUGCAUGGAUUGUGAUGACUAUAGGAACAACAAACUAAUGGCCAUUUUCUCUCCUUCAGCUUCUUCUUCAUCUCUUAGAGACCUUUGUGGUAGCUCAUUUUGCAUUGACAUCCAUAGCUCGGAUAACUCCAUCGAUCCGUGCACCAUAGUCGGAUGUUCACUUGCUACCCUUCUUAAAGGCACAUGUCCGAGACCAUGCCCUUCAUUUGCUUACACUUAUGGCGCAGGGGGGGUUGUCCAAGGGGCACUUAGUAGAGACACAUUAAGGGUUCAUGGAAUUAGUAGCACCCCUAAUAAUGUCGUCACUAGGGAAAUUCCAAAGUUUUGUUUUGGGUGCAUUUGGGCUAGUUAUAGAGAGCCUAUUGGGAUUGCAGGGUUUGGUAGGGGAGCACUUUCCCUCCCAUUCCAAUUAGGGUUUCUACAGAAGGGCUUCUCUCAUUGCUUCUUGGCUUUCAAGUAUGCAAACAACCCUAAUAUUUCAAGUCCUCUAGUCAUAGGAGAUGUUGCUAUUUCUUCAAAAGAAAACUUGCAAUUCACUCCAAUGUUGAAGAGUCCCAUGUACCCUAGCAACUACUACAUUGGUCUAGAGGCCAUCACAAUAGGUAAUACUAGUACAGUUACACAAGUGCCCUCAAGCUUGAGAGAGUUUGAUUCGCAAGGCAAUGGGGGCAUGCUCAUUGACUCAGGAACCACUUACACUCAUUUGCCUGAGCCAUUUUACUCCAACCUUCUCUCCGUUAUUGAGUCGGUGAUUUGGUAUCCUAGAGCCAAGGAAAUGGAGACAAAGACCUCUUUUGAUCUUUGUUAUUUAGUCCCACACACAAUGAAUAAUACUCUCAUAGACCAGGAUGAUCUACUCCUUCCCCCAAUCACUUUCCAUUUCUUGAAUAAUGUGAGUCUUGUUUUGCCCCAAGGAAAUCACUUCUAUGCCAUGGGAGCUCCAGUAAACUCCAGUGUGGUGAAAUGCUUGUUGUUCCAAGUAAUGGAUGAUGGAGAUUAUGGGCCAGCUGGGGUGUUUGGGAGCUUCCAACAACAAAAUGUGGAGGUUGUGUAUGACUUGGAGAAAGAGAGAAUUGGGUUUCAGCCAAUGGAUUGUGCUUCUGCUGCAGCCUCUCAAGGACUUCACAAAAACUAA